UUAUCCUCUGUCUCCCCCCGUCUCAGCAUCAUUCCUCCUCGGCGUUCCACACCUCCACCUCCUCGAUCUCAUGGGCGCGAGCUAUACCUAGCAUUCUGAUCGCGCGCCACCGCCGGGACAUCCCUACAAGGACAAGCGCCCGGCUAGCUUCCAUGCGCGUCGUCGGCGGGGGCGGGACGGUGCUCCCGUCUUCUGCAGAGGAGGCGCAGAACGGAGGGCCUGUGGCGCCGGUGGCCGCGGCAGCGCCCGGCGACGGCGCCGGGGACCCCGGGGCGCCGGUGCUGCCGCCCUCUGCAGAGGUGCCGGACGGCGACGUCCCGAGGUGCCGGGUGCAGGGCUGCGGCGCGGACCUCAGCGCGGCCGGGAGGUACCACCGGAGGCACAAGGUGUGCGCGGAGCACUCCAGGGCGGCGACCGUGCUCGUCGACGGCCUCAGCCAGCGCUUCUGCCAGCAAUGCAGCCGGUUCCAUGUGCUCUCGGAGUUCGACGACUCCAUGCCCAGCUGCCGGCGGCGCCUGCAGCGCGCCUGAAUGAACUCGGCAGCCCAGACUCCAGAUCGAAUGGCUUGGUGAUCACCCGAAAUGGCCUUAAUUUGAGGAGAAUAAGAAAUGGCUGAGCAAUACCCUCCAGCAGUAUGCUCUCUCUCUGUCUUUCUCUGUGUAUGGAUCGGCUCACGGUGUUGUUAUUGUGCACUACUAUUGUCAGAAAGCGAGAUGUAAUAUAUAUGUCUCAAUAAAUUAAUGGUGGUUUCGUCUUGUUGAACUUGUUAAUUAACGAGACCAUCAUAUCUUGUGUGUAAUUAAGCUGCAUCGUGUUGCAGCCUUUGGAGGGCAAGCGAUCCAUUGCCAACAAAGCUAUGUAGUUUAUAAUUCCUAAUGUGCAAAAAUCACCAGCCAGAGAGAUUUCCUAAUCUCCUCUAAUGUUUCAAGCUGGUGAAUGUUGAAGUAGGAGCUGCCCAGCAAUUAAUCCCUCCUCUGCUCUGUAAUGCUACUCCUCCAACCCAGUCUCGCCAGAAACUGAGUUUGUUUCAUGUGAAA
This is a messenger RNA of Oryza brachyantha (malo sina), 1037 nucleotides long. RefSeq names its product squamosa promoter-binding-like protein 13. Gene Ontology annotation, molecular function: DNA binding. Gene Ontology annotation, cellular component: nucleus. NCBI's taxonomy places the organism in Eukaryota, Viridiplantae, Streptophyta, Magnoliopsida, Poales, Poaceae. Bases 153 to 530 code for a protein of 125 amino acids. The transcript is spliced from 2 exons. The record is from RefSeq and is a predicted model, not a curated record.